This is a messenger RNA of Passer domesticus (house sparrow), 474 nucleotides long. Its product is annotated as feather keratin Cos1-2-like. Gene Ontology annotation, molecular function: structural constituent of cytoskeleton. The coding region runs from base 1 to 474 and encodes 157 amino acids. The record is from RefSeq and is a predicted model, not a curated record. The transcript has 3 exons. Gene Ontology annotation, cellular component: intermediate filament. Lineage: Eukaryota; Metazoa; Chordata; Aves; Passeriformes; Passeridae.
AUGCCUUCAGUAGGCAAAUCUCCAGGGAGAGACUUUCCUGCUUAUGCAGUGACUGUGGGCCUGGGGCGGUGCAGGAGCAGUAUAAAAGCAGGACCUUCUCCUCACACUCUCAUCCACUCCUCUCACCUCCAUCUCCUUGAGAACAAGGUGCAUCUGCAGCCCCAAGCCAUGUCCUGCUACAGCCCGUGCCGGCCCUGCCAGCCCUGUGGCCCCACCCCGCUGGCCAACAGCUGCAAUGAGCCCUGUGUCAGGCAGUGCCAGGACUCCACCGUGGCCAUCCAGCCCUCGGCCGUGGUGGUGACCCUGCCCGGGCCCAUCCUCAGCUCCUUCCCACAGAACACCGUGGUGGGAUCCUCCACCUCUGCUGCUGUUGGCAGCAUCCUCAGCUCUCAGGGAGUGCCCAUCAGCUCUGGGGGCUUUGGCCUCUCUGGCCUGGGCAGUGGCCUCUGUGGCAUCAGGGGCGUCCCCUGCUGA